This is a messenger RNA of Bombyx mandarina (wild silkworm), 1562 nucleotides long. RefSeq names its product U2 small nuclear riboprotein auxiliary factor 38 (gene U2af38). Gene Ontology annotation, molecular function: metal ion binding; RNA binding. The record is from RefSeq and is a predicted model, not a curated record. Lineage: Eukaryota; Metazoa; Arthropoda; Insecta; Lepidoptera; Bombycidae. Gene Ontology annotation, cellular component: U2AF complex. Gene Ontology annotation, biological process: mRNA splicing, via spliceosome.
UUUUAAUUUCAGAGAUUUCAUGGACUUUUCUUCGGUAUUUUAGAUAUACCAGUAGCAUUUGACAUGAUUGUCUUAAAUAGUUAAAUACUAGUUAUAAUUAGAAAUUUUAAAUGAUAUUUUCACAUUGUUAUCUGAAUUAUACGUUUAAAUACCUAAAUUGGUGAUACAUCUGCUGACAAUAUUGGUUUGAUCCGGUGUUCGUUUCUACGAUAUAACAAUGGCAGAGUACUUGGCUGCUAUAUUUGGUACAGAAAAGGAUAAAGUAAACUGUUCAUUUUACUUCAAAAUUGGAGCGUGCCGACACGGUGAUCGCUGUUCACGCAUUCAUAACAAGCCAACCUUUUCUCAGACUGUAUUACUACAAAACUUGUAUGUAAAUCCACAAAAUUCUGCGAAAUCAGCCGAUGGCAGUCAUUUGGUUGUUGCCAACGUGUCUGAUGAAGAGAUGCAGGAACACUAUGACAACUUUUUUGAAGAUGUAUUUGUUGAAUGCGAAGAUAAAUAUGGUGAGAUAGAAGAAAUGAAUGUUUGUGACAAUCUUGGGGACCAUUUAGUUGGAAAUGUUUAUAUUAAAUUUCGUCGAGAGGAAGAUGCUGAGAAAGCAGUUAACGAUUUAAAUAACCGCUGGUUUGGAGGCCGGCCAGUCUAUGCAGAACUCUCGCCGGUGACGGAUUUUCGCGAAGCAUGCUGUCGUCAGUAUGAGAUGGGAGAAUGCACCCGAAGUGGAUUUUGCAACUUCAUGCAUCUGAAACCUAUUUCAAGAGAAUUAAGAAGAUACCUGUAUUCCCGUCGCAAGAGCGGUCGUCGUUCCCGGUCCCGUUCCCGCGAGAGACGGCGCCGCUCCCGCUCCCGCGAGCGACGCCGCGAGCCGCCACGCACCUCGCGCUCCGGCCGCUACUGACCGCUGCUCACCACUACUCACCACAGCCUCCGCUACAAGCUCGGUAGCUCGGUACCAGCAUUUACAUAUGAAUCCCAUGUUAAGUCUCAAACCGGUAUGCGGAGAACUAACGUUGAUGUUUAUCAUCAAGUAACGAUACACUUCUGUUGUAUAAUUUGACUGUAGUACUGUCUGCAUAUUUAAUAUUUGAAAAAAUAUAAAUUAAUGUUCCGCAUAUCUGUCCGCGAAUUUUACACGAUAUGUGAGCACGUUUGUUAGUGCGACCGUUCCGUAAACAUCCGCAUAGUGCCUCAAUACAUUAUUAUCAUUUUAGUAAUACAUAGGAAGACGCAUCUCGCAUCGUUAUAAAAUUAUUUUUUCUAUAUAAAGUAAGUAAGUGGUAUCUUUUCACUAUCGUGUCUUUCUAUCUGUACUGAGUUAAUUGAAUAAUAUCAAGCAGUCUGCGAGCUCAUCUGUUGAUGUGCAUAAAGAAAUAUAAACAAUACGUAUUAAUAUUCUUUAAUAUUUUAAGAGAAUUCUUUUGUGGAGAGUGAUUUCACUGUCACAUUAAUUAUGACAUUAUAACUGUCACAUAUUUAUAUAACGACCAUCCAUGUUUUUUUUUAUUUACUUUUUAUUGCAUAGUUGGGUGGACGAGUCCACGGCCCACCUGAUGUUAAAG